AUGUUUCCUGCUCCCCAGAGUGGCGAUUUGCCAAUGGCCGACCGGAAGCUACAGUCCAAGAUGAAAGCAGUACUUCAGAACCUGGAAGCGCUACGCACCGAACAUCAGACAAUGCGCCUCAACUUCUCCGCAGGAAUCAUAUCCGAUCCGGAUAAGGAGGAAAUCGUCAACAGGAACUUUCAAAACAUCGACCUUGGUAUCGGUGAAGUCCGGUUGAUUAUCGCCUUGAUGUCCCAUCUGCAGAACAUCGAUGUCGAAAGACAAAAACUGCGAUUGCAAGUUAAACGACUCUGCCAGGAAAACACCUGGCUGCGGGACGAAGUGCAAACCAGUCAAAAAUUCCUGCUGAAGUCGGAGUUGCUGGUGGUACAGCUUGAAGAGGAGAAGAAACAGCUGGAGUUUGCGGCAUCGGUGAAAAAGUACGACGACUUUCUGGAAGGCGAAGACAUCCGCGAGAAACUAAACGGUGAUCCCACGCUGGAGUUGUUUCCGGAAGACGAACCGUCGGAUCGGCGCCUGAGUAAGUUGUCGCCAACAUCAUCUAUUAAUUUCGGAGACUAUGAAGUAUCCGCUCGGCUCAGAACUAUACACAACCUGGCGAUCCACUAUGCUUCGCAAGGAAAGUACGAAGUUGCUGUACCCCUUUGUAAACAAGCAUUGGAGGAUUUGGAACGAGAGCAUGGCCAUGAACACCCAGACGUAGCAACAAUGCUGAAUAUUUUGGCACUGGUUUACCGGGAUCAGGGUAACUACAAAGAAGCUACCAGACUGAUGAGCGAGGCAUUGGAAAUACGGGUGCGUUGCUUGGGCGAAUGCCACCCAUCGGUGGCAGCGACUUUGAACAAUCUAGCCGUACUGUAUGGGAAAAAUGGACGAUACAAGGAUGCCGAACCGCUGUGCAAACGGGCUCUGGCGAUUCGGGAGAAUGUUCUAGGUGGAGACCAUCCCGAUGUGGCAAAGCAGCUGAAUAACCUUGCCUUACUCUGUCAGAACCAGGGCAAGCACGGUGAAGUGGAGGUCUACAGCCGGAAAGCAUUGGACAUUUUCGAGAUGCAACUUGGCGUAGAUGAUCCGAACGUGACAAAAACAAAGUGCAAUUUGGCUGCGUGCUGUUUGAAGCUCCGAAAGUACAAGGAAGCGGAAGAGCUAUUGAAGGAAGUGCUGUUAAAAGCUCACGAUAAGGAAUUUGCUGAAGCGCACGACGGAGAGCAAAAUGGAGAGACGGUGGAUAAUGCAACCUACGGGAAAACUGGCGCCUGGCACGAAACUGCUCCCGUGUAUUCACCCACGGUUAAGACUGUAGUGAAACAUCUAGCAACGCUCUGCCACAAGCAGGGAAAAUUUGAAGCUGCUGAUCGGUUAAAACAUGACACUUUUCGCAGUAAAAAUGAAAUUCUGGAUGUGUUGGGUCAGGCGUGA
Molecule: messenger RNA, 1419 nt
Organism: Ochlerotatus camptorhynchus
Lineage: Eukaryota; Metazoa; Arthropoda; Insecta; Diptera; Culicidae
Product: kinesin light chain-like
Exons: 1
Coding region: 1-1419 (472 amino acids)
Biological process (GO): microtubule-based movement
Cellular component (GO): kinesin complex; cytoplasm
Molecular function (GO): kinesin binding
Source: RefSeq, a predicted model, not a curated record